This is a messenger RNA of Funneliformis geosporum, 336 nucleotides long. NCBI's taxonomy places the organism in Eukaryota, Fungi, Glomeromycota, Glomeromycetes, Glomerales, Glomeraceae. The record is from the annotation of a GenBank genome assembly.
AUGUCUACAGAAAUUUUAGGUAAAGUAGCACCAGAGAAAAUACCAGAUAUCCAAAAUAUAGCACCAGAUGCAGAAAUAGGCUAUACAUUAGAAGUUGAUCUAGAAGUCACAAUGCAUUUGCACGAUUUCUUUGCAGAUUAUCCAUUAACACCUGAAAAGCAGAUAGUUCCAGAAAACUGGCUUAGUUUAUAUAACAAAAGAUUAGUGAAAGAUAAAGAAGUUAGAAAUGGAAAAUAUGUAUUAAUUGAAUUGAAUAAAUUAUCAUGUAUGGCUAAAAAUCAAGAAAUAAUUGGCAUAAGACAAUGGGGCAACUGGUUUUAUUACUGUCAAGAAUAA